UGGGAGGAGGGAGGGGAAUGGAUCGUUUCUAUGUGAGUCGCCGGAGCUCCCUCUAGCCUGCUUCUUACCACCUGUCCUUGACUUCCAGUGCUCAGACGACACUGAGCGGAAGCUGUGCUGCUCACUCCUCCCGGCUCCUCUCUGUCUGUGUCCAUGUGAGCGGCUGCGUUUCUCACAAUCUCUCACUGUGUGUGUGGCCGUCUACCUGUGGUGCUUCAGUGGAGGGGGGCGAAGAGAGGAACGUCGGCCGGUGGAGCUCUGAUGGGAGGCAGCGCUGGCUCUGGCUGGGACUGGGAUGCUGAACAGGGGGAGGGAGGGCCUGUUUGAGCUGGGACAGCAGCUCCAGCAGCAGGGCGAGUAUCAGGCCGCCCUCCACUGCUUCCUCAGCUGCCUGUUGGGACUGACCCACGUGCAGAGCUUCACCUAUUUGCCCAACUGCCUUCACCAGAUUGCAGAACUCUUCAUCACUGAGAAAAAUUAUGAGAAGGCCCUCCAAUUCAUCCAGGCUGAGAAGAUGUUCUACGAGGUGGCCUUGAUCGAGCUCACCACUCUGCAUGGGAGCGCAGGGCCUCAGGAGGAGGCUCCGCUGGGCUCCGCGGGAUGGACGACUCCAGAGGAGCUUUCGGAGCAGGCCUCCCAGGCACAGCACCUCGAGCGGCUGGCCCAGCUCUGCAUCAUGAGCAAACAGCCGCAUCUCGCUUUGGAAUACAGCGGUAAGGCUGCAAAGAUCCACCAGAGGGCUUUCGGUAAUGACCACCCCAUCACAGCCAGAAGCCUGGAGCUUAUGGCCACUGUCUACGCUGAGAUCGGCAAGACUGAAUAUUCAGACUCCCUGGGUCAGUGUGUGUCUGCGCUGUCCAAGCGCUUUGCUGCCGAAGAGGCCGUCACAGACGCCGUCAGCUGUACUCCUCAUUCCCACGGGGGGGAGAAAGACCCGGAGGUUCGCCACAGAAAGGACACCCAGCACCAACAGGAGGAUGCACCGACACCUAAGGUAACCAACGGCAAAGCGCCCACCUCCAUUCUAAAGAGGCCGAGUCCCAGCUACGGGCCGGACACUGAAGCCCACCACAGGCGGAAAGGCGAGCGGAGGGUUCGAUUCAGGGAGCCGGAGACCACCGUACACGCCUAUGAGGCGACUCAGUCCCGCCCCCACCUCGCCCUCUUAACCUGCCUCUUCCUGCUGAUGUCAUUCCUGGGUGUGGCCAUGUACUGCACAGACCGGCGGCGGCCGCAGCGAGCGUGCGAGGAGCUGGAGCACGCUCUGUCCGUCUACCUGCUGCACAUGAAACGCCUUCUGUGGGGCUGCUGGAUUUGGCUGACCAUGCAGUGACCGAGACAGACCAGCGGGGGCGACGUGGAGCCUUCCUUCGUGUUUUUUUAGAGGCGACUUUAUUUUCUCUGAAGGAGCCUACAAGGGCCCACAGACACCUCUGCCUGUUUUUGACAAGGCUCAGUACACCACAAGGCCUGUGGCGUUGAAGAACCCUCGUAGUGAAAAAGGAGAAAAAUGUUUAAUCCCAGAAAUAUGUAGCUAUGUAAAAAAAAAAGUGCUAAGGUGGUGGGCAUUUCACUCCUUAUUUAAGCCAUGAUUUUGCACAUCUGCAAUGUUGAUGCUCACAAAUACGGCUCAGUGAAUCACCACAACAAUUCCAUCUCUCAUGUCACUGUGUAUCGUAUGUAUGUGGGUGGCUGUUUCCAUUGAAUGCAUAAAUUAAUUUAGCUUCAAUACAUGUGUGGACACUAGAUGUUACACAGAACUGAAUGUGUAUACAUGGUUCACUACAAUAAGGACAUGAACGAAUGUGGAGGAGUUGGAAGGCGGGUUCGAUUGGCCCUGUGAUCAUUGGAGGCACAGAUGUGUGAGCGGUUGGAUAGAAAGUACAGGGCUGCAUCACUUCAGCACCAGGUUGAAUGUUUAACAGAUAAUAAUCGCCUCGUUUUCUGCAGGCCGUCUGGUCUUCUGUACAAACGACUGUCUUCAGCUGACUCUUUGCUCCACGAGGAGAAGAUCUGCAGCACAAUGUUAUGAAUUUUCUCACCUUAUCUAAGAGAAUAUACUCAAACUGAAUGGAUACUAAUGCUUUUGACAGUGUUCCUCUUUAUAACCACUUGAAUCCCACCAGAUUUCCUUGAUCCUAAAUGUUAUUUAUUCUUCUAUACUGAAUAUCUGCAUCUAAGAAAAUAUCAAACUUUCAAUUAUUUUCAAUUUUUUAACUUUUUGUUACCUGUUGCAUUUCUAUUUAAAAACGGCACUAUUCAGGUUUUAACCAUUAUGUCAAAUGCUCAUCAAGCUUUGGACAAAAAUGAUACAUAUCAUUUUUUGUCAAGUUCAUUGCCAUUAAUAUGAAGCCAAACAGAAACAUGACAGAAUCCGAUUCUGUAGGUUAUCUUAUGAGUCCCUUUAUCAAUGAAGCAACAAAGAAAAAACACACAAAUGGAUUAUAGGCAUCAAUGGGCACAGAGAGGCACAUCUCAAAGAGCUCUCAUUACAAGCAAUAACACACAUGACAUGGUUUUGAGUAAAACAUUGUUCUUUAUAUAACAGGUUUUGGGGAAAUCGAAAGGAAAUCGUUGGAUUGGAGGUUUUUGCGUUUGAAUGUCAAAGCAAUAUAAGGCUAAAAGCGCCUGUAUGGAAGAAAGAAACACACUCCUCUCGGUACUGUCAAACUAAAUUGUCCUUAGCAAUAAAACAAUGCAGUGAACUCGUGUCCUGCAUUCACCCUUUUAGCUUAGAAGCUGCAUCUCACUGCUGUCCAAACAUUUAUGGUCACUUUGUAAGAAGUGCCUUUAUGGAGGGUCUUCCUACCGUUUUAUGAUUUCUGUUGUUUUGAAUAAAACUGUCAUUGCCUAUCAAA
This is a messenger RNA of Gasterosteus aculeatus aculeatus (three-spined stickleback), 2858 nucleotides long. It is a transcript of the gene c15h14orf180, whose product is annotated as chromosome 15 C14orf180 homolog. Gene Ontology annotation, biological process: positive regulation of Golgi to plasma membrane protein transport. Lineage: Eukaryota; Metazoa; Chordata; Actinopteri; Perciformes; Gasterosteidae. The record is from RefSeq and is a predicted model, not a curated record. Gene Ontology annotation, molecular function: connexin binding. Gene Ontology annotation, cellular component: transport vesicle; trans-Golgi network; plasma membrane.